This is a messenger RNA of Scylla paramamosain (green mud crab), 956 nucleotides long. RefSeq lists its product as uncharacterized. Gene Ontology annotation, cellular component: extracellular matrix. The record is from RefSeq and is a predicted model, not a curated record. Lineage: Eukaryota; Metazoa; Arthropoda; Malacostraca; Decapoda; Portunidae.
AUGCCGGCUGCCCAUCUCUUCCAGGGCACCCCGAGUAACACUCACUCGUCUCCUAAACCACCGGGUGCAACAUUUCCCUCCGUCGCUGGCACAUUUGCUGAGGCAGUUUCCUCUCCUCAGGUCGCAGCGUCGCGCCUCACUGUGUCCCCGUCCAUCGCGUGCCCACGGGUCUUCAGUUGUCGCGGCGCCACAGCUGACAGACGCCUAGGCACAGUCAACCUUCAGACGGUCAAGAGUCAACAUGAACACAAAGGUAAAGUUGUCAGUUGCCUCAACUCAGGCAAUGCAAAGUACCGACACGCCUCUCAGUCUGUGCCUCCAUCAGGAGAACACAAGGACAGACGCCAGGAGACCUGCUGCUCUGUACCGAGUGACUCCGGCUCCUUCGAGCAUUUCCGCCCCUCCUCCGACUCCUUCGAGCACUCUGCCUCCUUCGAACACUUCCGCCCCUCCUCCUCCUCACGCUCCUUCGAGUCCUACGAGUCCGACGAGUCCACCGAGGCCAAGUACGCCUUCCAGUGGUCCGUGGAGGACGAGUCCACCGGCAACGACUUCGACCACCAGGAGGCCCGUGACGGCGACGACACCCAUGGCGUGUACACCGUGAGGCUUCCCGACGGCCGCCUGCAGACCGUCACCUACAUCGUGGACGGUGACGACGGCUACGUGGCCGACGUCAAGUACGAGGGCGUGGCUCGCUACCCCGACUCCCACUCCCGCGAGUCCUUCGAGUCCGCCUCAGGCUCCUUCGAGAGCUACGCUCCCCGGAGGUCUUACUUCGCCCCUGGCUCCAACGAGUCCAAGUAAACACUGAAGGAACCUCAGCUCCCGCCAUGACUUCGCCUCAAGACCUUUCACACUUCGUCAAACACUUGUCUCUUCUCACUCAGUCUACUGUGACCGAGUGCCUCUUGUAAAUUAUUGCUUAUUUAUUUAAUUAAACGUUCUGGUUAUUA